CGUUUGACUCGUUUCGUGGAGUUUGGCCGUAAGAUAGUGUGUGUCGGCAAGAACUAUGGCAAACACGCCCAAGAAAUGGGGGGUAAAGUGCCCGACAAACCACUCAUCUUCUUAAAGCCCGCCACCGCUUAUGUGACCGAAGGAAACCCUAUUAAAUUUCCCGUCGGUUGCGGAGAACUCCAUCACGAGGUAGAGCUCGGAGUGGUUAUCGGUCGCAAAGGAUCCAACAUCAGUGAGAGUGAGGCCAUGGAUUAUGUCGGUGGGUAUGCCAUCACACUAGACAUGACGGCACGCGACUGGCAAUCGACAGCUAAGAAAGAGGGAACGCCGUGGUCUAUAGCCAAGGGGUUCGACACGUCUUGUCCCGUGGGCUCAUUCAUCCCAAAGGAAUCGAUUGGUGAUCCAAAUUCAUUGCAAUUGUGGUGUAAAGUGAAUGGAAAUUUGAAACAAAACGGAAACACAUCGGAUAUGGUGUUCAAAAUCCCACAUUUAAUUAGUUUUAUCAGUCAAUACUUCACUCUCGAAACAGGAGAUCUCAUCCUUACUGGAACUCCUGAAGGUGUGGGUCCUGUCAAUCCCGGUGACACCAUUGAGGUUGGUUUGGGAGACCUGUCGAAAGUUUCAUUUCAAGUACAGGCAAACCAAUAGACUUAGAAUAUUGUA
Messenger RNA from Oppiella nova, 663 nucleotides. Lineage: Eukaryota; Metazoa; Arthropoda; Arachnida; Sarcoptiformes; Oppiidae. The record is from the annotation of a GenBank genome assembly.